Molecule: messenger RNA, 729 nt
Organism: Clupea harengus (Atlantic herring)
Lineage: Eukaryota; Metazoa; Chordata; Actinopteri; Clupeiformes; Clupeidae
Product: histone H1-like
Exons: 1
Coding region: 34-672 (212 amino acids)
Source: RefSeq, a predicted model, not a curated record
CUGUUGUAGCCCGUGCGCAAGACAGACAAUAGAAUGGCAGAAGCUGCUCCAGCCCCCGCUGCUGCCCCUGCAAAGGCCCCCAAGAAGAAAGCAGCACCCCGACCCAAGAGUACUGGACCGAGUGUUGGAGAACUCAUCGUCAAAGCUAUUUCUGCAUCUAAAGAGAAGAAAGGAGUUUCUUUGGCUGCACUUAAGAAGGCUUUGGCGGCUGGUGGAUACGACGUGGAAAAGAACAACGCGCGUGUAAAGGUGGCCAUUAAGAGUCUUGUUACUAAGGAAACGCUGGUUCAGACUAAAGGAACUGGCGCCUCCGGCUCCUUCAAGCUGAACAAGAAACAGGCAGAGGAGAAGAAGAAGCCCGCUAAGAAGGUAGCACCUAAAGCCAAGAAGCCAGCAGCGAAGAAACCUGCUGCAGCCAAGAAGCCUGCUGCAGCAAAGAAGGCUGUAGCCGCUAAGAAGUCUCCGAAGAAAGCGAAGAAACCCGCCACACCUAAAAAGGCAACAAAGAGUCCUAAGAAGGCCAAAAAGCCCGUCACACCUAAGAAGGCAGCGAAGAGCCCCAAGAAAGUCAAGGCAGCUAAACCUAAGGCGGUCAAGCCUAAAGCUGCUAAACCCAAAGCGGCAACCCCUAAAGCUGCUAAACCUAAAAGGGCUGCUUCUAAGAAGAAGUAAAUGUUGCGCCCCCUGUCCCGUCAAUGUUGUCACGUUAGACGCAAAGGCUCUUUUAAG